Messenger RNA from Aspergillus nidulans FGSC A4, 1962 nucleotides. RefSeq lists its product as uncharacterized. Gene Ontology annotation, biological process: regulation of DNA-templated transcription. The record is from RefSeq and is a predicted model, not a curated record. Gene Ontology annotation, molecular function: DNA-binding transcription factor activity. The transcript is spliced from 4 exons. Bases 1 to 1962 code for a protein of 653 amino acids. NCBI's taxonomy places the organism in Eukaryota, Fungi, Ascomycota, Eurotiomycetes, Eurotiales, Aspergillaceae.
AUGGAUGCAGACCUGGCUGUUGCAAAUAACACAAAUCGAUGGCCUGGAGCGAGGAAGCCGUUGAGCGCUGCUGGGCAGUCUUGCGAGCCCCGUACAACACGUUUUGUUUUUUUGGGUCUUUCAGUCGGAGCCAUGCUCUCUCUUCUAUGCUCGAUGAUGGUUCAUAGCCAAUACUGUACCUUCACACCGCUGGAUGUGAUCCUCUACAGGCAAACUUCCCUAACGGCUCACGAUCAUCCUAUCGACUUAGCUGUCUCUAGUGUAGCUGUUGUAGACCUCGCUGCUCUUAAACCAUACCCUCCCCGUCCUGGCUUCGACCCCGUUUGGCCUGUAUACUCUUUACCACCUCCUCUUCCUCUCGUGUUGACGUCCCCUUCUUAUUCUUCUCAUCCGUUACGUUCACGCCAAUAUCAUUCGCUGUCUGACUACCACCUUGCCCAAUCCGUUCCCGGCUCCCUCUCUCGUGCUCCUCUCCACGAGUCUCCAUCGACUCUUUCGGAGCGAGAGGGGGCCCCGCCAUGCCCUGGACUUCCUCUACAGCGCUCUACUGAAAGCAACGCGGAGCAUAUGUCGAAGAACCCUCCGGUCUCAGCUCCUUCGCCAACCGGUGCACAUUCGCGUGAGAGCCGCGGCUCGCUCGAACGGAAGAGACGCCAUACAAAUGAUGAAUUCUCUCCCACCACUGAGUGCCGUGAUGCCGUGCGUCCUCGGCCGCUUUCCUGGCAUCCGUCUGCGCCUGUAGAGCCACCGUUGCAGCCAUCACAGCAUCGCCCCAUAGGAGUCAGCUCGAUCCUGAAUCAGCCUGCAACGGAAACACCUGACAUCCGGACGGCUACUGGAGACAGCGGCCACGAGGGCCCUGGGGAGAGACUGUCGGUAGACCCGCCGUCUCAUUCUCGGUUUCCCUCUUCUUCAUCAAUCCAUCUACCGUCUCCGUCCAUAAACCCAGCAAACCCUACAGUCUUGUCACCUGCGAUAACAAACCGCCAGGGCAUCUCGCCUGUUUCGCCGUCAGCUCGAUUCGUUGGGGCUGCAGGGUACUUUCCUGCGAAGUCAGGUCUAGGACAGCCUCCGCUGGCUCAGCAACUGCCUCGAUUACAUACUGUAGCCCCCAGCUCGCCUUUACCGAUGACGGACACCAGCAAUCCCCCGCCUGUGUCUGGCCAUCACCACCAGACUUCCACAAACUCGACAUCAACGUAUACUAGUCAUCGAGCCAGCACAAACCACACCCCGACUCCCGGCUCAAAGGAGGCGAGCCCAACAACACCCGCAUCCGUCCUCAGUCAAAUAGGGAGAUCAUCACCGGGUAUUUCGGCGACGACUGCACCCCACUCAGCUUCAGUAUACAUGAACACUCCCAUGUACACGGCAGUCGAUCCCAUCACCCGAUUACCGAUAGUUGUGGCUGGUCAGAGGGCUUCCGGGAUUGAGGCUCCUCCAGGCAUGAUACCUUGCUAUGUUGACCACAAACCCGGUUCCUCAACUCAAGCCGAAAAGCGUAAGGCAAAUAGCAAUGCGUCGAGGAGAUUCCGUGACAGGAAACGAAACGAGAUGCAGAUGGAGCAGAAAAUCACUGCACAGCAGGAUGAGAUCCGGAAGCUAACGGAGACGGUUCAGAAGCAGGCUGAUGAGCUGCGCGUGGCCGUGGAACAGCGAGAUUUCUACCGCUCUGAGAGAGAUUACUUCCGAGACCAAGCAUCUCGCUUUGGUCAGAUUCCUGCCCGGCCGAUAUCGCCUAAACUGUUACGGCCCGCCUCUGAGGCAACUGGUGGGUCGGACGACAAGGCUGAAGAAACAACGACCGACUCCUCCUCCCACCAACGUACACCAGGGCCUAUCGCGCCCGCACCGAUGUCGGGAGCGGACUGGUCCGGCCCAUUACCUUACCCAUCAGGGCCGACCGAGCCACAAACAAGACCGAUGGCUUCGACGCCGGCAGCGUGGGAUCGCACUACAUAG